Melozone crissalis (California towhee) is the source of this 2043-nucleotide messenger RNA. It is a transcript of the gene SEPTIN10, whose product is annotated as septin 10. The record is from RefSeq and is a predicted model, not a curated record. Gene Ontology annotation, cellular component: microtubule cytoskeleton; septin complex; septin ring. NCBI's taxonomy places the organism in Eukaryota, Metazoa, Chordata, Aves, Passeriformes, Passerellidae. Gene Ontology annotation, biological process: cytoskeleton-dependent cytokinesis. Gene Ontology annotation, molecular function: GTP binding; GTPase activity; molecular adaptor activity.
AUGCCCGGCAAUCACUGCCGCGGCGGCGGCACCGCGCCGCCCUCCGGCCGGGAGGCGCCCGCUAGCAGCGCCCGCCCCGGCGGCGGAGCCGCGGCCCAUCCCCUCCCCGCGCUCCUCCUCGCCGCGUGGCUCUCCCCUUCGGCGGCAGUUUUGGCUGCGUCCUUCUCUCUCUACUCUCCUCCCUCAUUCUCUGUAUGUGGCGGGGCUAUGGCCGCUUCCGAUACCGAGGAGCACCUGCAAAAUGCUGGCUGUCGAACUUUGUCCCUGUCUGCACAUGUUGGGUUUGAUAGCUUACCUGACCAACUGAUCAGGAAAUCCAUCAAGCAUGGCUUCUGCUUCAACAUUCUUUGCAUUGGGGAAACUGGAAUUGGGAAAUCAGCCUUGGUGAGCAGUUUGUUUAACACGGAUUUUGAGGACUCUCCAUCAACUCAUUUUCUGUCAAGUGUGCGACUUAGAGCCCAGACUUUUGAACUCCAGGAAAGUAAUGUUCUUUUGAAGCUGACAGUUGUGAAAACAGUGGGGUUUGGUGACCAGAUGAACAAAGCAGAUAGCUAUCAGCCAAUAGUGGAUUAUGUAGAUGCACAAUUUGAAGCCUAUCUCGAGGAAGAACUGAAAGUUAUACGUUCUUUAUUUAGCUACCAUGAUACUCGCAUCCAUGUCUGCCUCUAUUUCAUUUCACCUACAGGCCGUUCUCUAAAAACCAUAGAUUUGUUAACUAUGAGAAGCCUAGACAGUAAGGUGAACAUUAUACCAGUUAUAGGCAAAGCAGACAGCAUUUCUAAAACUGAGCUGCAAGAGUUCAAGAAGAAAAUAAUGAGUGAAUUAACUAGCAAUGGCAUCCGAAUAUACCAGUGUCCUACUGAUGACGAAACCGUUUCUGAGAUUAAUAGCAUCACAAAUGGUUAUUUGCCGUUUGCCGUGGUAGGAAGUAUGGAGAAGGUGAAAAUUGGAAACAAAAUGGAGAGAGCUCGUCAAUACCCUUGGGGCAUUGUAAAAGUGGAAAAUGAGAACCACUGUGACACAAUAAAGCUCCGCAGGAUGCUUUGCAUAAAUAUGGAAGACUUGAAGGAUAAGACUCGUGCGUAUUAUGAGUCGUACAGGCGCUGCAGGCUGGAGAAGUUGGGUUGCAGAGACAUUGGCCCUGAGAACAAAUCAGUCAGUCUACAGGAAGUCAUUGAGACAAAGAGGCUGGAGUUCUGCCUUGAAGUGGAAAGAAAAGAAGAGGAGAUAUGGCAACGAUUUGUGCAGAGAGUGAAGGAGAAAGCAGCAAUGUUGGAAGAGGCAGAGCAACAGGUACUGACUGAAUUUGAACAUCUUACGCUAAUGCAUCAAGAAGAGGAGCUGAAAUUAGGGAAAGAGAAAAAACUUCUAGAAGAUGAAAAAACUCAGUUUGUUGAGAAGAAAGCUGUCACUGAAUCAAGUCAGUCACAAGUGUCUGUCUCUAGCCCUGUUAGUUUGAAGACACAAGGACUGCAAAAAAAGCAAGAUUUUCAACUUGAAGCCCAGUGCUUUCAUAUCAGAGAUGAAGGAGCUGUGAAUGUUGGAGAGCAGAGCAAGAGGGAGAGUGAGAAGGAGGAGUUAGAGAGAGAAAUUCUCCCAGGGAAUUUCAGGAAUAGCAUUUGAUUGCAGCACUCAGGUUUUGAAUGGUAGGGUAUGUUAGUAGUUUUAUGAAGUAGUCUAAUUGCUGUUUGGCCCAUAUUAGAUGUGUCUUCCUAGUAUAGAUUUUUGAGAGAAGAAAUUGAAAAAAUUUGCUGUAAAAACACCAAGUGCAGAAUAUGACCCAAUAAAGAUUUCACUUUCUUCCCACCCAUACACUUCUUUCACCACUCUCAAAAGAAAAACUUGAAUAAAUUGAAAAUUCAGAAAUACUUUCAAAAGUAGUGUCCAGAAUAACACUCCCAACUGAUUUAUAUUAAAAACAUUGAAUUAAAUGCUCAUGUAUUAAAUUAAAUUGACUUAAAUGUUUUUCUCCUCCAAAACCAGAAGUCAAUUAACUUACUAAUUUUCUUUCCUGAUAAUUUACAAAUUUACUGCAGAUAACAU